AUGCCGACGGAUAUGCAGCCAGAUAAAGAGGCAUCAAAUCACAAUUACGCUCUCACAUCCGACGCAAUCCCAGAACCACCUCUGAGAACUAUUCCAGAGAAACUUCAUGCUAAAGACAUGAUGGUUGGCGAUUUGCUGGCGGCUACAGAUAAUUUAGAGAGUCUCAGCAUAUCUCCCAGAAAAAUAUCAAAGGAGUUAGCUGAUCAUAGCGAGGAACCUGCAGUUGUGACUUCCAAAGUAGCGGAGGACUUGAAAGAGAUUCAGAACUGUAACAACGAUCACGCGAACGAGGUGCUGAUUUCUACUCACUCAAAAACCGGUAUGAAGAUCGCUCGAGGCAUUGCCUCUGGCCCACUUCGCCCGGCACUGAAGAGUGGCGCCUCCAAGUCACCCAAGCUGGUAAAAUCAGUGAUCAUCAACCCUGAAGCCACAAUAUUCCCAACCAGGUACACCCCGCUUGAGAAUGUACCACAUCAUGAAUACACCACGGCUGAAAAGCGCCAUAAAAGGUCCAGUUACAACAGAAGCUCACGUCUCUACAAGUCAUCAACAUGGGCUAGCCCUGAUGGCUAUGAGAAAAUCAACACUAGUCAUUUUAGAACGAAUUGGGCAAUGUAUUGCCGUAUGCACCGGGUUAUGGACCGCUUAGAAGCGAAGAGUUCGAGCCAAGCUACCGUCAAAGUUAACAGGCGCUUACCAAAGAUGCACUAUGCUGAACGCCCAAUCCGCCAACUACCCCGAUAUUCGCGUGGUGUUCAUGACAUCAUGCCCAACUACGGCUGGAACCUCCAGCCUAUCGGCAAUCCAGAUAGAGAAAGAUCUACGCUACGCACCGCGACUCUGAGGAGUCCUCAGGGAUAUGAAAGACAGUUCCGUAUGCUCACAGACAGAAAUAUGGAUUACUGGGAGGGUGGCGGACAGUGGAGCAGAUAUUUGACACCAUAUAUGGGGCGGAAUGGUUGGGGAUGGGGACCGCGGUAG
Exserohilum turcica Et28A is the source of this 981-nucleotide messenger RNA. RefSeq lists its product as uncharacterized. Bases 1 to 981 code for a protein of 326 amino acids. The record is from RefSeq and is a predicted model, not a curated record. NCBI's taxonomy places the organism in Eukaryota, Fungi, Ascomycota, Dothideomycetes, Pleosporales, Pleosporaceae. The transcript has 2 exons.